Australozyma saopauloensis is the source of this 2049-nucleotide messenger RNA. RefSeq names its product mRNA splicing protein. Bases 1 to 2049 code for a protein of 682 amino acids. Gene Ontology annotation, cellular component: U2-type post-mRNA release spliceosomal complex. The record is from RefSeq and is a predicted model, not a curated record. Gene Ontology annotation, molecular function: nucleic acid binding. Gene Ontology annotation, biological process: spliceosomal complex disassembly. Lineage: Eukaryota; Fungi; Ascomycota; Pichiomycetes; Serinales; Metschnikowiaceae. The transcript has a single exon.
AUGUCCAAUAAUGUCACAUUCACCAAAGCGACUGGGCUGAACACUAGCAAUGGCUCACCUCAGUCUAUGGAAAUGCUGAUGAUGAGGCCGACUUUCCAUAACGAGUAUUCAGACCUAGAAAAUGAUAGUGAUGAGAUGGAUAUAGAUGAAACACAACCAAUUAGCUUUAGUCAAGCGAGCACUUCAAUGAACAGAAACGGAUCAAAUUUCGUGGAUGCAAAGGAGAAAAAAAAUUCAAACCAAUCUAAUAUGUUUAAUCAGUAUGGUAUUGGUGCUAAGCUUUUGAUGAAUAUGGGAUACAAAGAAGGAAAGGGAUUGGGAGUUAAUCAAAGUGGAAUAGCGGCUCCAAUUGAAACAAAACUCCGACCUCGCGGACUUGGAGUAGGAGGUAUAAGCGAGAAAGUGCACAAACCUGAAGGGGAUGAUUUAAAUGACGAUCGAGAGAUGAAAUUUACAAAACCGACGUACGAUCUUUUCUCUCUUGUCGAUGGUUUAGAGCGACAAGGUGUACAAGUGCCUUUGGAAGUGAAAGAGCUUUGCGACUCGAGCAAGAAUGAUCCAGUGAUCGUCCCGAAAUUGUAUGAGGAGCUAGAUACUAUUUUCCAACAGAUCUUGUCGCUCGAUCUGGAGAUCAAGAAUGCAACGAAUGAAAAGGCCGCAACAGAGACCAUCAAAGUGUCUGAAGAAGAGGAGCUUGAGAGUUUCCAAGCGUUGCAAUCGAAGCUCCGAGAUAUAGACAACGAGGAAGUUGACCUUCUAGAGGCUUUAGGACAAGUGGUGAUGAUGAAUGAUACACAUACGAAGAGCGUGGUAGAAAAUGUUUUCAUACUUCUUUCCCAAAGUCUCGUGACGAGAUUGGUGUUUGAAUCAAAUCCAAGCUCAAAAGAUUUUGAAGAUUUGGAGACUUGCGUGAACCUCUACCGAAUCCUCAAUUCUUCUAUCGGUGCAAACAAAUGGGACAAAUUAAUAGUCAAGAACCUCGAGCUACUACCCACUGAUAACAAGGCAGAACUACUACAUAAAUUGAGAUUCUGGAUUGAUUCGCCCUAUAUUAUCGACAACGCUUCCAUUGAAUUGGCAUGCUUAGAUACAAUUAUCGGGCCCAUUGUAUUGCAGCAUGUGCAAGAAAUGGACCUAAGUCUGGAAAUGGAUCAAGAGACCAAAGCUUUGGUUCUGAAUUUCUCGUGGUCACCUGAAACGAUGCGACCAAUCGCAGAGGCAUUAUACACCCGCUAUUCUAAGCGCAUUACUGGCUUGUGGUCAGAAAUGAAUCAAAAUAUUGCCGAUGCGUUACAAACUUAUGAAAGCACUCUACUACGAGUUUUAAGUAGCUUCUUCUCUCUUGAAAAAGUGAUAGUCGGAACCAGCCAAACCGCCAUGAAAGACAAGCUAAGCGCGGAGCUCAGGAAAGGAGUAAUCGAGGCAAUUGCCUUGAGUGAUGACUUUAAUUUUCAGGUGAGAAUAGCCUGCGACUUUCGUUUCGAGUUUGAAGUUCUCAAUGAGAAUCAGUUUGAUCUUCUUUUGCAGUUUGGUAUCUUAAACCCAAUGGUCCUGAAACUAAGUAUGUCUCUUAACAAAGAGGAAGCCACAAGAAAAAUUCUCAUUCAAUUUUACACCUUUUGGUCUUCCCUGGCCGCAAAUUACAAUCUCAACAACAUUCUUGCAUGGUAUGGAGACGCCUUGACACAAACCAUUGCAGGGCUAGAUGUAUCCUUACCAAAAUAUCGAAGCGACACCUCGUUCUCUGCGGGUGUUGCCAAACUCAUUGCUGAAGGCAGUGGUGGCGAGGAGUCUGAUGUAUAUUCCCUCAAGUCACAGGAUUUAUCGGUAACCUUCAAAGAUGUAAUUAUUCAUCUAUGUCAAUUGAAUUCAUGCGAGCUCGUCGAAACAAAAGAGAUGUCUCCAAACUUGAAAAUUCUUUUCAAAAUAGUGCAGGCACUGAACUCGGAACCGAUUCUUUUCUACAUCGAUAAGGACGUGAUGUGGAUUAAAGAAAAUGAUAACUUCGUGGCCAAAAGCGUCGAACAAAUAUUUAGAAAUGUAAGCUGA